Molecule: messenger RNA, 843 nt
Organism: Ascochyta rabiei
Lineage: Eukaryota; Fungi; Ascomycota; Dothideomycetes; Pleosporales; Didymellaceae
Product: Aspartate ammonia-lyase
Exons: 2
Coding region: 1-843 (280 amino acids)
Biological process (GO): L-threonine catabolic process; L-serine catabolic process
Molecular function (GO): threonine deaminase activity; L-serine ammonia-lyase activity
Source: RefSeq, a predicted model, not a curated record
AUGGUUACCAAGCUCCGCGCUGCAGGCGCAUAUGAUGUGAUUUCGCACGGCGCCGCAUGGCGAGACGCUGACAUGUACCUCCGUGAACACGUCAUGCCAUAUUAUGAAGGCGCAACCAUCUACUGUCCGCCCUUCGACCAUCCAGACAUCUGGAACGGCAACAGCACGGUGAUGCACGAGAUCGCGUCCCAAAUGCCCAGCCGCUCCGCGCCCGACGUCAUCAUCUGCUCCGUUGGCGGCGGCGGCCUUAUCAACGGCAUCUGCCAGGCCAUGGACGACAUCAACAUGCACACGCCCACGAUCCUCGCCGUAGAGACAGCAGGCGCAGAUAGCCUCGCCGCCAGCCUAUCCGCAAACGAAGUCGUCACCCUCCCCAAGAUCACGUCAAAAGCGACAAGUCUGGGCUGUGUGCGCGUUACAGAUCGAACUUUCAAGUACUCGCAGCGCAACAACGUGCGCUCCGUGGUGCUUCCAGAUGGUGUCGCGGCAAUGGGAUGCUGGCGCCUGGCCGACGACGAGCGCAUGAUGGUCGAGCUUGCAUGCGGCGUCAACGUCGCGCUGUGCUACGACGGCCGUCUGGAGAAAGCCCUCGGGCGCCCCGUCAAGCCUGAUGACAAGGUCGUCAUUGUCCUGUGCGGUGGCAGUAAUGUCACGAGCGGCAUGCUCUGCGAGUGGCGCGAGGAGUACAAGCAUGUCGUCGACGACGAGCUGGAGUCGCUGCGGAGGGAUAGCGCCUACACAAGUGCCGAGGCCAGCCCGAAGACGGCACCGACAGUACCCAGCGAGUUGACCAUGCCAGUCAUUGAGGGGAUUGAGGUUGGCUCCUUGGCAGUGAGGGCUUGA